AUGAGGGGUGUCCUUCCGGACUUCCUUGGAACCGACUACUCUGAAAGGUGUAAAGAAGCUUUGAAAGAGGUGGCUGGGAUUUCGCUCCCAAACAUGUUUGACCAGGCUGUGGUGAAGCAGCUUGUCCAGGAGGUGGUGGACAGUGUUGAAGGGCCGUGCUUGCUCCUAGUGAACGACUGUUUCGCCUAUGCAACCGAGGUGCAGCAGGCUGUGGCAUCACACAUCUGUGGGAUUUACCCUGGGCUGAACAACGUGGCUCACCUUCAAGGCCUCAAUGCCCUGAGGAAGGCUAAGGAGUCAGCAAGCCGUUUCAUUCAAGACAUGCUGACUAAGGAGAAGAAGGUGAUCUUUACGCUCAACCAUUACUACAUGGACACGGUGUCUCAAAUCCAUGUGAAAAUGGCCGAAUACAAGAAAGGGCAGCCUGGUAGCUCGGAGCAAGGUCCCCCUCCUAUUCCUUCUAUUGGAGACUUCGCCUCCAGCACUGCUUCACUCGCCAAUCUGAUAAGCAACGACGACCAGGCUGCGAGGGAUCUUCAGAUCAACAUGUUUUCUUAUGCCAAGGUGAUGCACAAGAGGUUGUGUGAUGUGAUCCCCAUGGAGAUUCGGAUGUGCCUUGAGAAUGCUCUCCUGGAUGGCAUUGAUGGUGCUGUGUGGCGGGAGAUUCAUGCUGGAGACAUAUCUAAGAUAGCAGCCCUGAAGGCUGUUGAUCAGCAGCGUAGGGUUCGACUGGAGGAGAGCAUAAAACGGCUGAAGGCAUCUGAAGCCACGCUGCUGUCACUCGCAUUUGAUGUUCCUGGCCCUUCAAACCCGGAGAACCGAGCAGCAGAAUACGCAGCAGCAGCAGCAGCAGCAGCAGCAGGAGCAGCUUCAGGGGUAAUCUCAGGAAGUAACAGCAGCAGCAGCAGCAGCAGCGCCAGCAGCAGCAGUGGCAGCAGUGGGGGAGCCAGCGGGGGGGCGGGGCUGUACCGAGUGCCGGUGUCGGGGGGCGUGCAGAGCGCCACUGCCUCCCACGGGCUGCCCUCGCCUGCUGUUGCCGUGCGCAACCUCGUGGAGCAGGUGAGACGGUGGUGUGUGUGGGGCCAGGUGGUGUGUGUGAGGAAGGUGGUAUGUGGGGCAGGUGGUAUGUGGGGCAGGUGGUAUGUGGGGCAGGUGAUAUGUGGGGCAGGUGGUAUGUGGGGCUGGUGGUAUGUGUCUCGCAACCUGGUGGAGCAGGUGAGAUGGCCGGUGUGUGUGUGGGGCAGGUGGUGUGUGGGGCAGGUGCUUUGUGGAGCAAGCAGUAUGUGCCACGGGCAGGCUGUCCGCGGCCAGUGUGUGCAUGCGGGACAGGCGCGCUUCGCCCAUCUGUGCAGCAUCAUGUCGCGCAUGCACCACCGCCGCAAGGGCUACCCGUUUGGCUCGCUCGUCGACUUUGCCACCGACGACGAGGGCCAUCCCAUAUUCCUCCUCUCGCCUCUCUCCAUACACACGCGCAACAUGCUUGCAGACCCUCGCUGCACUCUUGUUGUUCAGAUCCCAGGGUGGAGUGGGCUGGCCAACGCACGGGCCACCAUAUUUGGAGACGUGUAUCCGGUGCCGCCGUCCCAGCAGCAGUGGGCGCAGCGCUUCUUUGCCCGCCGUCACCACCACGGCGCCGCCCAGAUGUGGGGCAACUUCAGCUACUACCGCAUGCAGCAGAUCUGUGACAUCUAUUUCGUGGGCGGCUUUGGCACGGUGGCGUGGAUUGAUGUGAAGGACUACCUUGCUGCCACACCGGAUGCCAUCGUGCUGCAUGACUCUGAGGCCAUUCUGCAUGAGUUGAACGUACGGCUGGGAUCGGAUCUGAAGCGCCAGCUGGUGUCGAUCCUGCCGCAGCCUGUGGACGAUGCACUGUUCAUCAGCAUCGACGGCAAGGGUGUUGACAUCCGUGUCCGGCAUGGCGCUAAGUUCAAUGUGCAGCGGCUGUCAUUCAGUGCAUCAUCGGAGGUGCGGGACACAGAGGAGGCCGUGGCAGCGCUGCACCAGGUGCUUAGCCAAGGCGUCACCCCUCUCUCCAACGGCAUGCUGCAAUAA
Molecule: messenger RNA, 2052 nt
Organism: Closterium sp. NIES-65
Lineage: Eukaryota; Viridiplantae; Streptophyta; Zygnematophyceae; Desmidiales; Closteriaceae
Source: the annotation of a GenBank genome assembly